Molecule: messenger RNA, 816 nt
Organism: Hypanus sabinus (Atlantic stingray)
Lineage: Eukaryota; Metazoa; Chordata; Chondrichthyes; Myliobatiformes; Dasyatidae
Product: neuromedin-S-like
Exons: 10
Coding region: 181-639 (152 amino acids)
Molecular function (GO): neuromedin U receptor binding
Source: RefSeq, a predicted model, not a curated record
UGCGGCAAUUGGGAUGCCCGCUGGGCGUUGAUUAGACGCCUCGGUGCAGGAAGUGAAAUACUAUAAAUUCGCAUCUCGUCACAGAGCUUUCAGCAAUCACAACACUACCGCGAGUAAAACCAUGCUGAACUAACGCUCCGACAAGGCAAUAACCUGAGACCAUCAGGAAAAAUCGACAAAAUGAAGUGCAGUUCUCAAAUGCAGAUUAUCCUGGUCGUCUGCUAUUUGAGUACUUUCAGCUCAGGCUCACCACAUCACUUCCAAGAUUAUUCUGAAGAAUGGGACAAUAACAGUGCAGAGAAUUUGGCUUUGUGCUUCACUCACUUGAGAGUACUUCAAAUACAGCCUCAGAUGACUAAAUUUGUUAUGGACAUUUGCAAUGCCAUCUUACAAAAUAUGCCAAGAACUAAGAGUGGUGAUAACGAAGCUAUGUAUAAAAGAUUUUUAUUUCAUUACUCUAAAACACGAACACCAGGUCUGAAGAAUACAAUAUCUGCUGUGCACCCCUUACUGCAUCUUGCUCCAAAACUUUCUGAAAGAAGAAUGGACAGAACUCUUUAUUCAGAACAACAAGUUGCUCAAACAGAAUUCAGCAAAAAGCCUCAUAAUGGAAGAAAUCUUGCUGUAUACUCACAAUAAACAAAACACCCAAAAUAUUUUUUUUCCAGGAAGUGAGUAGUUACAAGCUGCAAUCAACCUCCAUCCUGCCAAGUCCCCGAUAAUGAUCAACUACAAAUAAUAAACUAUAACUUCAAAUAUGUUGUUUUAAAUCAGUGUUGUAAUGUGUGUCGGAACUUCAGUGAUGUGCUUUCUACU